AUGGCAGAAGCAUUGGGCACGGCGGUUGGGGUAGUCUCUCUUGGAUUACAAGUCUCACAGGGUAUUGUCUCUUAUUAUUCAGCCUAUCGCGAUCAAGCUGAAGAAAUUGACGGUAUUGCGCAAAGAACGCAAGCACUUCACACCACGCUCAAACAUUUACAAGCAAGCCUGAGAAGUCUUCAUUCAAAUCAUACAUCAGCUGUAACCCUAGUUGCAGCAACCGUCGCCUCAUGCGCAGACAAUAUCAAGACUCUCGAAACAACUCUUCAGAAAUGUCAACUCAGCGUGCCCAUUGGUACGAGAGAGAAGAUCUGUUUCCUCGGCAAGAAAGCAGUUUUUCCUUUCCGUCAAGCCACCCUACAAAGACUGGAGAAUAUCGUCGGCAAGCUACAGGCUAAUGUAGAUAUGGCCAUCAUGGCUCUGCAACUUGAGGUCUCUUGCAAAAUAUCGGAGCAGACAUCAAAUAUUGUUACAACAUCGGCUAUUACAACGGCUGGCAUAGACUUCAUUGUAAAAGAACUUCAGAGUUUGAAUGCGAGCUUCACGCAUAUUGAUGCCGUUCUCCCAACAUUGAAAGAUGUCAUGGAUAGACAUCUUCAACAUGGUAUCAGAUCUAGAUCAUUGAACCAGUACAUGGUUCAAGAACUUUCAAAUGUCAGAAUGGCGCUCCAAGACGUGCCGGAAGUCGUCGAGCAAGCAACUUCGCGAGCAUUGAAAUCAAAUAAAAAACAACACGCGGCGACUGUGGAUAACAUUUCUUCGAAAGUUUCUUCAAAAGCUUUAGUUACUGAUAGUGAUGAGCCGGCAUUCGAAACAGUAAUACGCAAAGUUGCAAGAAGUAGAUGUCCCUGUCAAUCCAAGGCUCUUUUGAAAGGAAAAUACAGCUACUGGUCCUUUUCAACGAGAUCUUUGCAGUUUCUACGAUCAAGGAUAGAUUCUAGUUGUCGCCGGCCGGAUUGCCCAUCAAGAUCCUAUUUCGAAAGGAAAAAUACUUGGGAGCUCACUUAUUCUCAUUGCAGUCGGUUAUUCUCAGGAAUCCUUCGAGCGAGGCUAUGUAUCAUCUCCACAGCAGGGUCUCUACUCUCGAUUUCUCCGAAUCUUACUUUUCGUAGGAUAGUAUCUUCAAAGUCGCCGGUCUUCAAAUUAAUGAACGACAUUCGAGGAAGAGCAUACAAGGUAGAUUCCAUUGGAGUUUGUUUGGAUAUGGAUGAUGUCACCAUUCAGAUUGGCAAAAUGCUUGCAAACGGCCAGGCUUCAUUAACCGACGUCAAUAGACGUGGUGAAUCUAUUCUUCAUAUGGGUUGUUUAAUCGCUGAGGAUCUGGAACUUACAAAUGCUAAGGUGUUUCAAUCUUACAAACGUUUCCUGAGGUUUCUUGCCGUCAAUACCCCGGGUACUAUGGUAAACGACACAAAUAUCAACGGAGAACGACCCCUCGAGAUUCUUUUUGGCUCCAAGGUUCUUGGAUAUUAUCAUCCAGAGGUACCUGAUCUAUGCUUAGAAUUGAUAGAUAGCAUGGGAUUGGAGCUGUCUGAUUCCUGGUUGGAGAAUCAAUUAAUCGUUCCAGGUUGUCGAUGGUGGGAUAAUUAUUGUAGGCAUCUGGCGAUGUCUCUCUCAAGCUUUAGAGACGUUCCUGAAAUACUUGGCUUUCACUGUGGAGCUCUUAGUUCUGCUAUUUUGCAGAGAUCGGAAGACAGAAUGCUACAAAUUCUAGCCAACUUCCCGGAUAGUGCUCACGAGCGGAAUACCAUGGGUCAGACUCCACUACAUCUAUCUUCUGAUUGGCCAAUUGGGAUAUCUCAUCUCUUGCGUAUAGGCGGGCAAAGUUUGGUCAAGGAGCAAGACUGCAUGGGAUAUCUUCCUAUCGCUUAUGCUUUGUACUCAAAGUGUUUACCAGCUGUCCAAUUACUCCUAAAUGCCGACAGCCCGCUACAUUCUUUUCGCGCAGAUACGAACAACGAUACAUUGAACGAUGCUAUAUUUUUUCGUGCCGAGGACGUUUUCCUUGAUGCAUUGCGCUCAAGCUCGAAGGAUAUUAUAAUUUGCAUGAUAGAUUCUCUCGUCGAUCGCAGAAAUCGGCUCUGCCAAUUGGCCUUUCAGAACUUGCCAACCUCAAAAACGGAUAAACUUCCAAUCUCAGGUGAUCAUGUAUUGGAUCUUCAUGCAAGCUCUACCUGCGUUCUUCUGAAGGUAUUUGGCGUCGAUAUACCUCCAGCCUUACAGAUCCCCGAGGAAUACGAGACAAUAUAUCAUCUACUAUUCGUGUACGAUAUAUAUCUCCGAGAAUAUGCAAUACCAAGAGUUGAGAUAGCAGAAAUGUUUUACAACGCUGGAUUUCGUGAGAUGGAAGAGUACCAUUGUUUCGAUUCCAAGAGAACCUUGUUGAUGCUAACGUGGACCGAUCACGAUACGUCUCCAAGUGAAAUGAUGGACAAGUUCAAAUUACUUGGGUGGCUAAUCCAGAAAGGAGCAGAUCUCCAUAGCGCAAAGAGAAUAUUGCAAGGAGACCGACGAAUUCCAUGGACUCCAGCCGCCCACUUUAUUGUUGCAAGUCUUCUUAUCAAGGAUCUUUGGAUUAUCACAAUGGAAGAAAUAAAUCUACUGCCAAAUGGCCACCCUGAAAAUUUAUCUUCUCAAUCUGAGGUCAGAGAGGUCAUGUUUAAGGUUCUAACAACUUCGACAGCUGAUCCAUGUAUAUGCGCAUGUUCAAAAUCGGGAUGUACAGCACUCACCAUAUUGCUCAAGCAAACUACCUUGGAGCUCGAUGAAGAAGAGAUCAUAAGUGUUUUUACUGAUCUCAGCGAAGAAGGGUUUUCUCUCGAUUCGACUUACUGGAUAAUGCGUGCCUCCAUUAUGUUUCUGCUCCAAUUCAUAGGUACCGAUAACGAUGUCUGGAAAAUACUGGCCCCCGAAAUAAUUCGCUUUGCAACUUUCACGAUUUUAGAACUUACGCAUACCUGCUGUGUUUAUCACCCUUACUCUGAGGGCUCACCUCCUCAUCACUUCAUCCCUUUCGAUAUUGGAGACCAUCAUGAUAUCCAAGAGGAAGAAUCUGCCCAAAUCGAAGAACUUGAAAUAUUAGUUAAGGAUUUCGAAAGCAAGUACAUCGAGCUUGCCCAGCCAAUUCUAAAGUUCUUCGACGGAUACUGGCGCUCUCGCAUGCUGGAUUACGAUAUCAUUAAUACGAAGCCAUAUACUCAAGAUGAACUCGAGAAGAUUCGAGAACUUGGUGUUAAGAUUUGA
This is a messenger RNA of Botrytis fragariae, 3243 nucleotides long. RefSeq lists its product as uncharacterized. Bases 1 to 3243 code for a protein of 1080 amino acids. NCBI's taxonomy places the organism in Eukaryota, Fungi, Ascomycota, Leotiomycetes, Helotiales, Sclerotiniaceae. The transcript has 5 exons. The record is from RefSeq and is a predicted model, not a curated record.